AUGAAGCAAGUUUGUUUCUCUUCGUCUUUGGUGUUCAUUCUUCUUGUUAUUCUCGUGAACUUUCAUGGAGGUCAUGUUCAUGGUGCUGGUCUAAUAAAUACUGCAUGUAAGAAUGCGGUAGAAAGGUUUCAGGAAAGGGUAACAUAUAGUUUUUGUGUAGCAUCUCUGGAAGCCAACCCUAAAAGUAAAAAUUAUGGUAUUGAAGACCUUGCUGUAGUAGCAUAUGAACAUGCUACGAAGAAAGGAAUUUCGGUUAAUUCAUACAUCCAUCAGCUUUUGAAAGAUGGAAAACAAAGUUCAGAUGUAAUGGUCCGUUUGAAAGGUUGCCGGCGGGAUUAUAAGGAUAUUGGCAGUGUUAUGAAAGAUGCAACUGGAUCCUUCCGUCGUGGAGAUCCGGAAGGUGGCGCGAAUGGACUGGAUACUGCCGAGAAUAUUGUGCUUUCAUGUCAAGGACGUUUUGAUGGUGGAUUCACUUCUCCAUUGGCAAAAGAAGAUAGUGAAUUCCUUCAACAUAUUUAUAUUUCAUUAACGAUUACUGAGAUGAUUCAGGCCCUUUGGCCUCCUGCUUAA
This is a messenger RNA of Papaver somniferum (opium poppy), 570 nucleotides long. RefSeq lists its product as uncharacterized. The transcript has a single exon. Lineage: Eukaryota; Viridiplantae; Streptophyta; Magnoliopsida; Ranunculales; Papaveraceae. Bases 1 to 570 code for a protein of 189 amino acids. The record is from RefSeq and is a predicted model, not a curated record. Gene Ontology annotation, molecular function: enzyme inhibitor activity.